Messenger RNA from Sparassis crispa, 2073 nucleotides. RefSeq lists its product with no specific name. The record is from RefSeq and is a predicted model, not a curated record. NCBI's taxonomy places the organism in Eukaryota, Fungi, Basidiomycota, Agaricomycetes, Polyporales, Sparassidaceae. The transcript has a single exon. Bases 1 to 2073 code for a protein of 690 amino acids.
AUGUCUGCUGAACUCACAGGCCCAGCCAGUGGCAUCCGUUCCCGGCCCAUCACUCGCAGCUCUAUCCGCCAGUCUCUCGGCAAGGCCCUCGCAGACGUUAUGCACAAAGAUUCGAAGGAGUCCGCGGUUGAGAAGGAGAAAGGGAGCAAGAAGGCGAGAGACGCUUCCGCUCGACGCACCACCACAGUUCAUCUUGCACCCCGCUCGUCCAUCGACAAGCCUCUCCUCAGAAAGACAGAGCGCGAUGUGUCCCCCGCCGCCAAGGACAGAACCAUCACCCGCAGUAGCAAAAGACUGUCCGCAAUUAAGAGGCCCGCCACUACCUCAUCCGACGAGCAGUCGUCGCUGGCGACCUCGCCCAAGACGAGCGUGGUUCGCUCGGCUACAUUGCGCCCGAGAAGCUCGCUUGCAUCGUCUGCGCUCCCCAAGUAUAGGCCCAAAUCUGCGCUGAUCGAAACUGCCCCCGCUAAGCGGUCUCCAUCACCUCAUGCUGGUUCGCGACACCUAAUCAGUGAAUCGAGCGACGAGACGGAGGGUAUCCCGAAAGGCAAAUACAUCACAGAACUACAACCUCCUCCAAGCAAAGCUAGCAGAUCCAUCAGCCCUUUACCCCGUCGAGGCGCCCUCCAGGUUAAUCUCACCUCAGCAAUCAACGUGAGGCCCGUUACUCCCGACAAGAAGAGCAAGAACUCUUCACCCGCACACGCUCCUUCACCACGUCACACGUCGUCUCGUCCUACGAAGGCAGCGAAGACUGCCGUAUCCCAAACUGCUUCCCGUACUGUCAUUCCUCGCCCCCCCUCCUCGUCAUCGUCUUCUGCGUCUCCACGCACGCCGAAGACGCCCACUGGGCUCAGCAACAUCAAACGUACCGGAGGGUCCAGUAGCCGCGAUGGAAGUCCUAGCCCGCGGCGUGGUCCUGCACUGUCCGCGCCAGAGUCGCCCCUGGGGAAGCUCUCUGCGCGCAAAGCUGCGAAUGGCAGCCCUACCUCCAUCCACCGCGCAUCCGCCUCAGCCACUCCCACCCGGACCACAUUCACCGAAGGCAAUAGCGUCGAUAGCGUCGACGCUAACGAUGUGGAGUUCAUGCUUUCAGCCGUGGCUUCGCCCACAGCACCUACGCCCGCCCUCCCGAGGUUCAGAACAAUCUAUGCAUCCGAGUCUGAGAGCCCUCAGACACCCUCCCGUUCACCGUUCCUGCCCACCCGUUCCAAUCUCUCGUAUAUCUCCCCAGCCGCCCCCACCUCGGACAACUCGCCCUUCCUGCGCCCAAAGGCACAAUAUGGAGCGAACGAACGCGGUUCGAUCCUGUCAUGGGAGCAGCUUGCCCGACACAACAAGACAUUAGACGACGAGGACGUCGAGAACAUGAUUUCCCAAAUGCCCGCACCUUUUGACCCCGGACUUAUCUCCCCUGCGCCGAGCUCCGUUCUCUUGGAUAUUCCUGAAAGUCCGAAUCUCAGCGCCUUACCAUCCCCGACGGGAUAUGGCUCGAUAUCGCAGGUCCUCCUCCCCGACGUUACGCCAUCGCCUGCCAUGUACAACACUAGCUUGAAAUUCCACCACAUGGAUUCGGACGCGUCAAUGGGUGAUGCGGCCAAUGCCACACUCCUGCGUCUGCAAUUGGCGUCCGCGGAGAGCAAAGCGAGGGAGCAGCUGGCUGCGAUUGAGCUCCUCCAGAGCCAGCUACAGUCCGCAAAGGAGGCGCGUCUGCGCGACGCUGAGGAGCUCUCGAGGCAGAUGUCACAGUUGGAGGAGCAGGUCCAUGGCAACCUGCGCGUGGAUGAUCAGCGGUCGGAGUAUAUCGCGUCGCUGGAGGGGCAGCUACUCCACGCAGAGGCGCUGCGCGACCAGGCCGUGCAGCAGGCGCUCGCGCAGAUGCACGCGAGCGCCCAGGCGUCUACCGCCACGGCGCUUCGCGCGCAGCAGGCGAGGUGGGAGGUCGCGUGCAGCGCAUGGGAUGCGGGCGCUGCGUGGGGCGCCGUGCGCGAUACCGCGGAGGGCGAGCUUGAGCUCGUUAGAGCCAAUCGCGAGAUGCUUGCCGUGUUGCUGGCUGGGCUGAACCACAGCUGA